AUGGCUGCCCGACCCGGCUAUGGUCUACAAAACCCGUUCGCUGGUGGGACUUCCCCAUACGGUCCACCUUUGCGUCAGUAUUCCAACGAUUCCGACCCCGGCGAUCCCUAUAGUAGUCGUAAUGCCAGUAGUGUCCCUUUGACACAGGCUGGAUACGAUGGUCAAUCCACUCUAUCUACAGCCAGCACCGACGAUGUGAACGAAUACGACCGCCAUUAUAGCGCAUCUGUGGACUCACACAUGAGUGGUAGCUCAAGCGCACACGCUCCUUACAACCCGUUCUCUGAUAUACCUGGCUCCCAUGAGCCGUAUCCUGCUUGGUCGGCAGAGCGCCAGAUACCCAUGUCGACAGAAGAGAUAGAAGAUAUAUUUCUGGAUCUCGCGCAGAAAUUUGGUUUCCAGAGGGAUUCCAUGCGGAACAUGUUCGACUUCCUCAUGCAUCUCCUCGAUUCCCGAGCUUCGCGCAUGACACCGAACCAAGCUCUCCUCACUGUCCAUGCUGAUUAUAUUGGCGGUCAACACGCGAACUACCGCAAGUGGUACUUUGCAGCGCAACUCAACCUAGACGAUGCAGUGGGACAGUCACAAAACCCCGGCCUUCAGCGCCUUCGUAGCGUCAAAGGCAAACUUAGCACAGCCAGCACGAAGUCACUUGAUAGCGCACUAAACAGAUGGCGGAACGCCAUGAACAACAUGAGCCAGUAUGACCGCCUGCGCCAGGUAGCACUUUACCUUCUGUGCUGGGCUGAAGCAGGCAACGUACGUUUUACCCCCGAAUGUCUGUGUUUCAUCUUCAAGUGCGCAGACGACUACUACCGGAGUCCGGAGUGCCAGAACAGAGUGGAUCCUGUUCCGGAGGGACUGUACCUGGAAGCCGUAAUCAAGCCCAUCUACAGGUUCAUGCGUGAUCAGGGCUACGAAGUGGUUGAAGGGAAGUUCGUCAGAAGAGAAAAGGAUCACGAUCAGAUCAUUGGUUACGACGACAUUAACCAGCUAUUCUGGUACCCCGAAGGAAUUGCAAAGAUUGUCCUGCAAGACAAUACGCGGCUCAUUGACAUUCCACCCGCUCAACGUUUCACGAAAUUCGGGAAGAUUGCCUGGAAUCGUGUGUUCUUCAAGACCUACUUCGAGAGGCGAUCUAUCGCCCACCUUUUGGUCAACUUCAAUCGUAUCUGGAUCUUACACGUCGCGGUAUAUUGGUUCUAUACCGCCUUUAAUUCACCGAAAGUGUAUGCACCGUACAAGAAGGCAGCUCCUUCUGCGGCCAUGACUUGGUCUGCGACGGCACUUGGCGGCGCGGUUGCUACCGCAAUCAUGAUUGCUGCGACACUGGCCGAGUUUGCCUACAUCCCAACAACAUGGAAUAACGCGUCCCAUCUUACGACUAGGCUCAUAUUCUUAGUCAUCGUCCUGGCGCUCACCGGAGGUCCCACCGUGUAUAUUGCCAUGGUUAACGAUUCGGCGUCGCACACACCGCUCAUCGUCGGAAUUGUACAGUUCUUCGUUUCCGUCGUUGCCACGGUGGCCUUCGGUGUUAUUCCAUCUGGUCGCAUGUUUGGUGAUCGGGUCGCGGGCAAGUCGCGCAAAUAUAUGGCAUCGCAGACGUUCACAGCGUCCUACCCUGGUUUGAGCGUUGCCGCCCGUUUGGGGUCUAUCUCUCUAUGGUCAUUGGUCUUCGGCUGCAAGUUUGUGGAAUCAUACUUCUUCUUGACGUCCUCUUUCAGUAGUCCCAUUGCCGUGAUGGCCCGCACAACGGUGCAAGGUUGUAGCGAUAAGUUGUUCGGUACAGCCCUUUGUUCGAAUCAAGUGCCAUUCGCGCUCGCAAUCAUGUACGUGAUGGACCUAGUGCUGUUCUUCCUGGACACGUACCUCUGGUACAUCAUCUGGGUGGUGGUGUUUAGUGUCUCCCGCUCCUUCUAUCUCGGUCUGUCGAUUUGGACGCCCUGGAAAGAGGUAUAUACCAGGAUGCCGAAGAGGAUCUACGCGAAGCUACUCGCUACUGCGGAGAUGGAGAUCAAAUACAAACCGAAGGUUCUUGUUUCUCAAGUAUGGAAUGCCAUCAUCAUUUCCAUGUACCGCGAACAUCUUUUAUCUAUCCACCAUGUGCAACGUCUCCUAUAUCAUCAAGUUGAUGGACCAGACGGUCGCCGUGUCCUUCGAGCUCCUCCGUUCUUCACUCAUAAUAACGGCAACGAAAGUGACUUCUUCCCUCCAGGCGGCGAGGCUGAACGUCGUAUCUCCUUCUUUGCGUCAUCCCUCACCACUGCGCUUCCCGAUCCUCUUCCGGUUGAUGCCAUGCCGACGUUCACGGUUCUAGUACCCCAUUACUCCGAGAAGAUCCUGCUGAGCUUGCGUGAGAUUAUCAGGGAGGAGGAUCAGAAUACUCGCGUUACCCUCCUCGAAUAUCUGAAGCAGCUACACCCUGUUGAAUGGGACAAUUUCGUGAAAGAUACCAAGAUUUUGGCGGAGGAGUCGGAGACGUCAACGUUUGACGGCACUGGUACUACUAACGAGAAGUCAAACAACCGCACGGAUGAUCUGCCAUUCUACUGCAUUGGAUUCAAGACUGCCGCACCCGAGUACACUCUUCGUACCCGCAUCUGGGCUUCGCUCCGCGCGCAGACACUCUACCGUACGGUGUCCGGGAUGAUGAACUAUGCCAAGGCCAUCAAGCUGUUGUAUCGCGUCGAGAACCCGCAGAUUGUGCAGCGGUUCGCCGGGAACACGGACAGACUCGAGCGUGAGCUGGAGCGUAUGUCGAGGCGGAAGUUCAAGUUCACUGUGUCCAUGCAGCGGUAUGCCAAGUUCAACAAGGAGGAGCUUGAGAACGCCGAGUUUCUCCUGCGUGCAUACCCGGAUCUGCAGAUUGCAUACCUCGACGAAGAACCCGGUCCGAAGGGUGGAGACCCGCGAUUGUUUUCUGUACUCAUUGAUGGUCAUUCAGAGGUGGACAGCAAGACUGGGAAGCGGAUGCCCAAGUUCCGCAUUGAGCUUCCCGGCAAUCCCAUUCUCGGUGAUGGCAAGUCCGACAACCAGAAUCAUGCGAUCAUCUUCUACCGUGGCGAAUACCUGCAGCUCAUCGAUGCCAACCAGGAUAACUACCUGGAGGAAUGCAUCAAGAUUCGGAGCAUCCUUGGUGAGUUUGAGGAAUACACUAUCUCCAGUCAAAGCCCGUAUGCACAAUGGGGUCACAAGGAGUUCAAAAGAUCCCCUGUGGCGAUCGUGGGUACUCGCGAGUACAUCUUCUCAGAGAACAUUGGUGUUCUGGGUGACAUUGCAGCAGGUAAGGAACAGACGUUCGGUACGAUGACUCCGCGCGUUUUGGCUUGGAUCGGCGGCAAGCUGCACUACGGUCACCCCGAUUUCUUGAACGCGGCAUUCAUGGCCACGCGCGGUGGUGUCUCUAAGGCUCAGAAGGGUCUGCAUCUUAACGAGGACAUUUUCGCUGGUAUGAACGCUAUCGGCCGUGGUGGGCGCAUCAAACACUCGGAGUACUACCAGUGCGGAAAGGGUCGUGACCUUGGCUUCGGCACCAUCCUGAACUUCCAGACGAAACUGGGGACUGGUAUGGGUGAGCAAAUGCUUAGCAGAGAGUACUACUAUCUGGGUACCCAGUUACCCUUGGACCGUUUCCUCACCUUCUAUUAUGGACAUCCUGGAUUCCACAUCAACAACAUCUUGGUUAUCUACUCCAUCCAGAUCUUCAUGGUCACUCUCUUGUAUAUCGGCACAUUGAAUAAGGAACUCGCGGUUUGCAUUAUCAAUUCGCAAGGGGACGUUAUUGGUGGUCAGCCCGGUUGUUACAAUUUAACCCCCGUCUUCCAGUGGAUUAAACGAUGCAUCAUAUCCAUCUUUUUGGUCUUCUUCAUCGCUUUCUUGCCACUAUUCUUGCAAGAACUGCUCGAACGAGGCACAGGAAAGGCAUUGAUUCGUCUUGGAAAACAUUUCCUAUCCCUUUCUCCCAUUUUCGAAGUCUUUUCCACCCAGAUCUACUCGCAGUCCAUCUUGAGCAAUCUGACGUUCGGCGGCGCGCGGUACAUCGCCACGGGACGUGGAUUUGCAACCACGCGGAUAUCCUUCACCAUACUCUAUUCCCGCUUCGCUGGUCCUAGUAUCUAUAUGGGCAUGCGCAACGUUCUUCUACUCUUGUAUGCCACUAUGGCCAUCUGGACACCGUACCUGAUCUACUUCUGGUUCUCGGUCCUCUCAUUGUGUAUCGCGCCUUUCGUAUUCAACCCGCAUCAGUUCUCUUUCCCCGACUUCAUCAUCGAUUAUCGGGAGUUCUUGCGUUGGAUGUCUCGCGGCAAUUCUCGCACAAAGGCCAGCAGUUGGUACGGCUAUUGUCGUCUCUCGCGAACGAUGAUCACUGGUUACAAGAAGAAGAAACUCGGUCAUCCUUCGGAGAAGUUAUCUGGAGACGUCCCCCGCGCAAGGUGGAAAGCCGUCAUCUUCUCUGAGAUCGUGUGGCCGAUCUGUCAAGCUACGAUAUUUGUUGUCGCGUAUAUGUUCGUGAAAUCGUUCCCGAAUCACCUCGGGCAACAGAAUCCCAGUCCAUUCAUCCGCAUUGCCGUCAUUGCUGUUGGGCCCGUCGUAUGGAACGCGGCGAUCUUGUUGGCUCUGUUCUUCAUUUCGUUGUUCCUAGGGCCGAUGAUGGAAUCUUGGACGAGAUUCGCUUCGGUAAUGGCCGCACUUGCUCAUUUCCUCGCCCUGUUCGGUCUUAUCGCAUUUUUCGAAUUCUUCUGGUUCCUCGAGCUGUGGGAUGCGUCACACGCCGUUCUUGGGGCGAUCUCCAUCAUCGCUAUCCAGCGCGCCAUCCAGAAGAUCCUGAUAGCUGUCUUCCUGUCGCGGGAGUACAAGCAUGACGAGACGAAUCGUGCCUGGUGGUCAGGUAAAUGGUAUGGACGGGGACUAGGCAAUUCUGCUUUGUCGCAACCUGCGCGCGAGUAUGUGGUGAAGAUAGUUGAGAUGUCUUUGUGGAGCUCGGAUUUCUUAUUGGCACACAUAUUGUUGAUUAUCAUGACGCCUCCUACCCUCAUCCCCUUUGUCGACAAGCUGCAUUCCACGAUGAUGUUCUGGUUACGACCAUCCAAGCAGAUACGACCGCCACUUUUCUCAACGAAACAAAGACGGCAACGUCGUUGGAUCGUGGUGAAAUACACCUUCGUUUACAUUGUAGUAGUGGCAUGCCUCGCUGCGCUGAUCGUGCUCCCUGCCCUCUUCCGAGAUCGCAUCACGUUUAACUGUACACUAUGUCAGAAUAUCUAA
Molecule: messenger RNA, 5265 nt
Organism: Sparassis crispa
Lineage: Eukaryota; Fungi; Basidiomycota; Agaricomycetes; Polyporales; Sparassidaceae
Product: 1,3-beta-glucan synthase component FKS1
Exons: 11
Coding region: 1-5265 (1754 amino acids)
Biological process (GO): fungal-type cell wall polysaccharide biosynthetic process; (1->3)-beta-D-glucan biosynthetic process
Cellular component (GO): plasma membrane; 1,3-beta-D-glucan synthase complex
Molecular function (GO): 1,3-beta-D-glucan synthase activity
Source: RefSeq, a predicted model, not a curated record